AGCUACGCCGGGUGAUUGACGCUGAGGCCCAACUAGGGGGAGGCGGGGCCAAAGCCGGGGCCUGACUAAACCUGGAUCCUUGGGUGGCCUGGGGGCUUCAUCCUAGCCUGAGAGCGAAGAGUCGCCGGGAGCCGCGGACCUCACAGCCGCUCAGGGUUUUUAGAAUUUCCACUAUAAAAAUGGGCAGAAUUUUCCUUGAUCACAUCGGUGGUACCCGUCUGUUUUCUUGUGCAAACUGCGAUACGAUCCUGACCAAUCGUUCAGAACUCAUCUCCACGCGUUUCACAGGUGCCACUGGCAGAGCAUUUCUUUUUAACAAGGUAGUUAAUCUGCAGUACAGCGAAGUUCAAGACCGGGUCAUGCUCACUGGCCGCCACAUGGUUCGAGAUGUGAGCUGCAAAAACUGCAAUAGCAAACUGGGUUGGAUCUAUGAGUUUGCCACUGAAGACAGUCAGCGUUAUAAGGAAGGUCGUGUGAUCCUGGAACGUGCCCUAGUUCGAGAGAGUGAGGGUUUUGAGGAGCAUGUACCUUCUGAUAACUCUUGAAGAAAAAGAGAUAAAUACCGUCUUUUCCCAGGUCUCCUUCACUGAAAACAAAAAUCUACUUACAUACACUGUCACCUUAGCAUCAGAGUCGGAUUCAUGAACUGGGGGACAAGAGGUUGUGAGAAUCCAAGAUGGAAUAUUUCUUUCUUCUCUCUCUCUCUCUCUUUUUUUUUUUAAUUUUCUAUUUUCCAUCCAACAGCUGUGUGUAGAGAGAAUAUGCAGAUGCCAUUAUUUUUUCUUCCCCUGUGUUUACAUCUUAAGGCAGAAUAGUCUUAUCUGUAGCUACAUUGUGGGCUAUGUUAGGAAAAAAUCUGGGCUAUUAGAGUGAAAAGUAGUGUUUCAUGUAAAUUUUGAGAGGAAAAUAUGUCAAGAGCAUGUUUUUUAAACUUAUUUGGGCUUCAUUUUAAAACUUUUUUUAAAACCCAGUUAUUUCAUCUGAUUUGCUAGCUUCAGAGAAGAAAUCCGAAUUUGUAACCAGCGCUAAAGGUUCAGUGUUAGUAUGGCUUGUGCUGGCCAUUGUGCCACAUUCUUGUUGGAGAUGAAUCGUAGCACCAGAGCCCAUUCUUCCUUGUCAUUCUUGACCCAAAGAUGUCACCGUUCCUAAUUAUUUGUCACCACAUAAUUGGUGUGGAUUGGAAAGUUUUUCUGAAAUGGGGCAGAACUGCUGGUUGUCUUUUUUUUUUUUUUUUUCCAUGUAACUUAAGCAUAGUAAUAUAAAUAAAGUAAUAGUUCAAUGUUUUUGGUCCUGUGUUACUUAUAAAAUCACUUUUCAAAAGAGAGGAGUAUUUGAUAAGUAAUUUUUCAUAGUUCUAAGUGUUUCUUUUCCUCUCUAGGCUAAAUUGACUAUGUAUAAGAUAUUACUCUCUGUUUAAAUUAAAGCAUACUGUUUAAACCCCAUGGUAUUGGCAUUUAGAAAACAGUUGAAUGUCAGUGUGCACUCACGCAGGAAGCAUUUAACCUGCGUCUGUUUUAAAAGAUUGGAGGAAAUGAAGCAGUCUGUCUAAAAAUACUACUUUACAAAGUAUUUAAGCCUUUCCCUCUCACUUUUGCUUUGAUUUUGACAGUCUGUAGGCCUUAUAGUUUUAUGAAACACGAGAAUUCUCUCAUUAGCAUUAUUUUUUCACAUCUUCCCUUAGAAGUUCGGCUAUUGAAAUUGAAACUGUACUUGGUCCCCUCACUAGAAAGGGAUCAAAUUUCACUCAGGGUGUUAUUUUAACCCAAAAUUUAUGACAUAAAGUGUUAAAAUGUAAGUGUUUCUUUACCCAAGUACUUGUAGAUAUUCUAGUAUUUGCUUCUGGCAGAAUAAAUGGCAUUAAGAUUGGCUAAUAAUUUAAAUGAAUGAAUAGAAUUUUGAGUGCCCAUUUUCUAGGUCUUUGUCUAGAAAGGAAAUUUGCCUCAAUUUAAUUAGUGAAAUUUUCCUGUCUUUGAUACUAGAAGUGACUUCUAAGUACAGUUAAGAUUAAGUUCCUCUUAUUUACCUUUGGGCUCUCUUGGUCAGAGGCAGAAGUCUCUGAUUAAGUAAGUAUAUAAUACUGCAGUUGAGAUAAGUGGACACAAAUUCUUCUCAUCCUCCUUUUACCAAUAACUAAAUCUUCAAGCAUUAAGAAACUAGGGUUCAUUCCCAUUCGUUUGCCUAUACUGGUCUUCGAUGAUAUGCAGAUUCCUAGUAGCAUGCCUUACCUACAGCACUGUGCAUAUGCUGUCACAAUAAAGUAUAUUUUGUCUUGCA
Messenger RNA from Choloepus didactylus (southern two-toed sloth), 2274 nucleotides. It is a transcript of the gene YPEL5, whose product is annotated as yippee like 5. The coding region runs from base 180 to 545 and encodes 121 amino acids. The record is from RefSeq and is a predicted model, not a curated record. Lineage: Eukaryota; Metazoa; Chordata; Mammalia; Pilosa; Megalonychidae. The transcript is spliced from 3 exons.